Messenger RNA from Neolamprologus brichardi, 1883 nucleotides. It is a transcript of the gene zglp1, whose product is annotated as zinc finger GATA like protein 1. Gene Ontology annotation, cellular component: nucleus. The record is from RefSeq and is a predicted model, not a curated record. Gene Ontology annotation, molecular function: sequence-specific DNA binding; zinc ion binding. Gene Ontology annotation, biological process: regulation of transcription by RNA polymerase II; oocyte development; spermatogenesis. NCBI's taxonomy places the organism in Eukaryota, Metazoa, Chordata, Actinopteri, Cichliformes, Cichlidae.
UUUUUAUUUGACAACGGAUUGAAGAUCACGGGUGAGCGUCGAGAUUGGUACUCCACAUGAAUGUCAGACUGUGCCUCAGUAUGAGUACGAAAUCAAGGAUGCAAGCUGACUUUAUCCAGGGAAGCCAGAGCAAAGUGGAACACGAUUCACCCCAGUCUGCACUCUUCUACCUUUUCCAAGAAGUUUCCAAGCUUGUAUCCCCUAUCCACAACAGUUUCCCAGACUCAAAUCUACCCAGUGAAUCACAGAUUAAGACAUAUAGCCAGGAUCCUUUAGUAAUUAAAAAAGAAGAGGGUCCACAUUCAUUUGAAGCCUCUGCUAGUUCUGUCCAGGAUACUUUAAAAAUGAAAAUGGAAGGCGACGCACAUUCAUUUCAUACCUGUAAUGGUUCCUGCCACCAUAGUUUGUCUUGUUCGCUGCCAUGUAAUGAGCUGAAAACGGUAAAUGAGGAGUGUCAAAGCAGCAGUGUCACAACUACAUCACAGUGUGAACGCAAUAGUCCCUGGAAAGUGCUGAGCCUGAUCAACUUGCAGUGUGAAAAGCUGCUUCAUUUGGAAAAUCUUGAGGUGUUAGACCCAAGUUCAGCCUCAUCUGCCACAAAAUUAGGCUAUUCAACAGUCACAUUAUCCACUGCAGCACCAGAUGUUACAGAAGCUGCAAUUGAAAGUGACACUCUAACUGGUGAAUGCAUGUUAGGCCCAUCUCCUAAUCUCUUUGAGAGACAAGAAAUCACACCCUCUGUCAGUGCUGAUGAAAAAGUGACAGGAAGACCCACAGGAGAUGGAUUUAAACUACAGUGCUGUGUGAAAGACUCCGAGAUGGGUGUUCAGCUUGAAACUGCUGAGACAACAGACACUGACAGAGCAGACUCGCCGGGAGACAGUACAACAGCAUCUCUGCAUCCUCAACACAAGAGCAAAACAGAAGUUAACUUCACUGUCAACACACAAAUUGGGUGCAGCCAGGAGUGUGAGAAGGAUUGUUCUUCUAGCAAACAGGAUAUUUUAAAUGCACCCUUUUUUGAAUAUGCUUUAUCACAAGCACACAAUGCAUGUCUUAAUACUAAGCUAACUUGUAAUUCAGAUGAUGAGACUUGUACUACUCUAUCAAAGCCAGUACUGUCACUAGAUAUUAAUGCAAAUCUUACUUUAUCUGUGGAAGCCCAAUGUGACAGCAGGCUGCCUCCUCUAAGCCCCAUCCAACUUUGUUCACAAUCACCAUCACUUACAUUCAGAGCUCCAGAGAAUUCUCUCUUAGGUUCAAAACCAGAUGAAUGUGCAGAUGCCCCCAUAGAUGGAGACACCCCUCCAACUGCCCCGAUAAAAUCUUCUGCACCAUCCAAAGCAGAACUUUGGACAAUGCAAAAGGAGGAUCACGGUUCAUCUUCGCACCAGUGGAGAACUAAGACUCCUAGAAAACAGCAUUGUCCCAGUCGCAGUGUUGAUAUUCAAGACCCAGACUUCCAGGGAGUGACAUUCAGGAUGGACACGGAGCUAGACGAAAGCAGGGAGCAGUGUCGGCUUCUCAUAACUUCAAAAUACAGCAAGGAACUCUGCAGGAGUGUGAGAAAACCCAGGCUGAGGACACGGUCAUCACAGAAAUCAUUUAAAACUAGCAGCUCAGACGAGGAGAACGGCCACACAACCAGUGUUUUAAAGGGUAAAGUUUGUGCAUCAUGCUGCACCAGGAAGACCCCCAUGUGGAGAGAUGCCGAGGACGGGACUCCACUGUGCAAUGCCUGUGGGAUAAGGUAUAAGAAGUACAGGGUGCGCUGUGUCAACUGCUGGCAUAUCCCUCGGAAAGAGGGCAACUCCAACGCGUGCUGCCUCAAGUGUGGAAACUUUGUGAGGCUGACCUCAGCUCAGCGGAAACACACCACCUAG